CACGCAUCACCCGAUUGCCUUUCACUUCUGAUCUAGAUCACGACGAGCGGACGGUGGUCGUCGUCGACUCCUAUGAAUUUAUAAUCAAAAGAAGAUGGAUAUGUUGGCUCUUCGUCUGAGUUUCUAUCUCGCCGUGUGCAUGUUGGAAGUGGUUCAUGGUAGCGACACUUGUAUGCCUAAAGGUGGAUGUCCUAUUAUGAUCACUCCCUCCCGAAUAGUUGUGCAGUACGGAUCUCCAUUUUAUGCCGACUGUUCGAGUUGUGUAAACGGCUCUUGUAAAGAGACGAAAUGGGAGACCCCCACGGGAUCAAAAGAAACGCUUAAUAACCCGAAUAACGGAAUCAACAAGACGAGGUGGAAUGUGGACAACGCCACAGAAUGGGACAUUAAGCCCAUGUGCUACGAGGACACCAAUUCAGACUGUUGCACUGUUUUAGCUUUCACCUUAUACAAACCUCCGGACAACGUAUCCAUCAGCUUUGUAAACCACACUGGCCCACUGCUUGAAGGACAUCAGUACAACCUCCAGUGCCGUGUCCAGAACGUUCGUCCUAUCCAGAACCUCGCCGUGACCUUCUACAAAGGAGACACCAUUCUGGACUCGGUACAGUCCAGGAGCUCUGAGAAUACAACGGUGACAGAGACGUUCACCAGCUUCAGCUUCACCUCCAGCAGAGGGGACGAUGGGGUCCAGUACUGGUGUAAAGCCAAGCUGAACCUGGGACAACAAGGUCCACCUCCUGUAACGAUGUCAGAACGCCUAACAACCACUGUGUACUUCAAACCUAAGACGGGGCAGGUAUCUACGCUAGAUCCUAUUUCCAUCACAGUAGGGGAACCUUUCCAGUUGAACUGCACAGCCCAUUCCAACCCCAGUCCAGCCUACAGUUGGACCGGUCCUGACAACACCACAGUCGGCAACGGCAGUGAUUUCUCCGUGCGGUCGGCUGGUUUUGAACACGAGGGCCUGUACGUUUGUGCCGCCCGCAACAGCCAGGGAAGCGCAACUGUGAAGUUCAACGUGGAAGUCGGCGUUGACUGGUUGCCUAUCAUCGCAGGCGUGUCAGCGCUGUUGUUGGUCAUCUGCGCGGUCGUUGGUGUGUUUGUCUACUACACCUACUACAAAAAGACCAAGAUGGGAUGGUACCAAGUCCGGCUUUUGGGUGUGGCCAAAUAACUGCCAACUGCCAUUCCUGGAAUGAUAUGAAGAAUGUACUUGAUCCAACAUGAUCCUCCCAUCUGGGUUGGUAUAUCAUACUCAUUGCUGUCUUCCUUUGUGGUCUGGUAUCCAUGACCAUUCAAAGGGGUUGGUUAUUGUAAUUAAUAGAGGUGGGAAAAAUAAUAAAUUCUUCGAUGCAUCGCGAUUCUCUCUAGAACGAUUCCGUCUCGAUGCAGAUAAAUUAAUAAUCAGAAUAAAUAAAAUAAAUAAUAAUAAUAAUAAUUUGUUCGCCUACUGCAACAUUUUGUUCGCUAGAGAGGGAUCAUUUUAGUAAUUUUAAAAUCAUUUAAUUUAUCUUCAGUGUGUAUUGGCCAAUCUGAUUUGUCUUGACACAAUAGCGAUUCAGCCUACCCAUAGCAUACACGCAAACUCACAGCAAGACACAAUAACUCCUACUAAUUCAAGAGCAGCUUUUUCUUUAAUGACAUAGAAAAGAAAGAUUAGAAAGAAAAGAAAACUGAAACCUAUUUUUUUACAUACUCCCAUAUUGUGUUGUAAUGACAGCUGCAUUGAUUAUUGCAUUGUUGAUAGGAAGUCAUAUUUGUGACAAAAGCUUUUUCUCUAAUAAAAUAUUAGAUAAGUUAAUUCAUCUGUUGAUGUCUUUAAUGAUCAUCACAAAAGUAGGAAGUGAUUAGCCAACUCUGAGUAGCAAAUUGAGAUGUAUAUAUAUAUUUGAAAUUCCCGCAUGGAAUGUACAUAAAAGAAAUUGUUGCAUCGAGAUGCAUCGAUAAUCGUUUUAGAAUCGAAUCGUUGACCUCAUAAUCGGAAUCGAAUCGUGAGGUGCCAAGAGAUUCCCACCCCUAGUAAUUAACAAUAAUUUUGUACAGGCCAGACUUUCUUGACACUAUUUUUAUAUGAUAAUUAGGGGUGAUUUGUUUAUAAGAAAUCGCCCCCUCCUGCUGCACGAUUGAAUCAACUUUUAUUAAAAACUUUUCUGCUUUAACAAUUUUCUGUCUAAAUUCUGUUAUGGGGGUCUU
This is a messenger RNA of Gadus chalcogrammus (walleye pollock), 2196 nucleotides long. RefSeq names its product vascular cell adhesion protein 1-like. Bases 95 to 1177 code for a protein of 360 amino acids. Gene Ontology annotation, biological process: cell adhesion. Gene Ontology annotation, molecular function: integrin binding. The transcript has 5 exons. Lineage: Eukaryota; Metazoa; Chordata; Actinopteri; Gadiformes; Gadidae. The record is from RefSeq and is a predicted model, not a curated record.